AUGAUCUUGUUGAAUUCGGUGUACAUUUGGAGUUGGCGCCGAAUGCGCUUAUCUGAUUGUGAGGCAACCCACAAGACAACGGGCAAGGUGAUGGUGCUGAAGAUGAACCAGCAGCGCGCCAACCAGCCCAACAUGUUGCGCGAGGCGCAGCUCAUGAACAAAUUGAAACAUCCCAACAUCCUUGGUUUCGUUGGCGUGUGCGUACACGAAAGUCAAUUGCACGCGCUUUUGGAGUACAUGGAGGGCGGGUCCCUGGAGCAGCUGCUUCUGGGCUGCCCACCAGCACCAGUUCCGCAACCGUUACGCGUGUCGCUCGCCGCGGACAUGGCUGCUGGGAUGGCGUACCUGCACUCAAUCGGCGUCUUCCACAGGGACCUCACGUCUAAGAACGUAUUAUUGAAAAAGCAUGGAGAAGGCCAGUACACUGCUGUUGUGGCAGAUUUUGGUUUAGCAGAAAAAAUACCUGAUCCAGUAAACGGAUAUCGGUUGCCGAGCGUAGGCUCGCCGUGGUGGAUGUCGCCGGAGUGUCUCCGCGGCCGCUGGUACGACCACCGCUCCGAUAUCUUCUCCUACGGGAUUAUACUAUGUCAGCUUAUCGCCAGGGUGGACGCCGACCCGGACGUGUUGCCGCGCACGGACAACUUCGGCCUCAACUACGUGGCGUUCGUGGAGCUGUGCGACGAGACCACCGUGCCCGAGCUGCUGCGUCUCGCCUUUAACUGCUGCAUUUAUGACGCUAAGGCGAGGCCGCUAUUCCCCGAGAUAGUGAGCAAACUCGCCGAGAUAAAGGAGGGUCUCGACGACCCUACGUGGGGCGGCCAUUCGCCUAACAGCUCCUUUGGCAGCGAGGAGGCGGACACGUCGGGGCCGCGCUCGUGCCCGGGGCUGUGGGCGUGGCGCCGGCCCGCGCGCCACCGUUCUGAAGGAAGUCCGCACCACCGCGACCGUACGUGUGCCCUAACUCUCACUCAUAUUCAUUUCAGGCGGCGCGCACCGCGGCUCGCUGUCGGAGCUGGAGUGCUUGUGGCGGGGCGGCGCUGGUGGCGGCGUGGGGGUGGGGGGCGCGGCGCACCGGUCGGCGGGCGCGCUGACGGCCGCGCCGGCGCCGCCGCGGCUGGCGCGCCUACAGCGGCUCGCACACGUGAUGGUGCUGCGCGACGAGCACGCCGCACCCAAAGCGCCGCGCCGCGCCCUGCACGCGUUCCGCGGCGUGCACAAGAUACUCGAGGCUGCGCCGCGUUGUUCGUCGGGGUCGCCGCCGCCGUGCUCGUCGGGAAGCGGCGCGGACAGCGCGGGGGGUGCGGGGGCGCAGGGCGGGCGUGCGCGUCCGACGACGAGCCGCGCGCCUGCUCGCUGCCGCCCUCGCCGCGUCUCGCGCGCCGCCGCCUUGACGACGCGCCCAAGCUGCACUACAAGGGCGAUUCGAGCGCGGAGCUGCGGCGUCGCGGCUCGUGCGAGAGCGGCAUCUUCUCGGUCGCGAACGAGGAGCUGUGCCGGCACCCGAGCGCGUACGGCGCCAUGUGCCCGUGCUCGCUGAACGGCUGCCACCGCUGCUGGUGGCGGCGCGAGCGUGACGACCGCCACGACGACCGGCACGACGACCGGCACGAUGACCGGCACGACGACCGGCACGACGACCGGCGCGAAGACGGCGACCGGCUGCGGAUCUGCGCGGAGUGCCUGAUAGUGUACGACUGGCUGCUGUCGCGCGGUCGCCGCUCGGGAGACGAGUCGGUCGCCGCGGUGGACGAGGCGCCGUUCCUGUGCGGGCCGACGGAGACGCGCGAGUCGGGUGAGUACAGAGACACCACCAUAUGCGAGUACCACGUGCUGUCGCGCUGCUGCUGCGCGGCGCGCGACGACUCGGCGGCGGGCGGCAGCAGCCGGCUGCCGUCCAGCGUGUACACGGACAGCUCGGAGGACGUGGCGUCGCUGGGCUCGGACAGCGUGUGCGACGAGCGCGCCAGCUCGGCGCAGAUCUCGCGCAUCGUGCAGUACUUCGAGCGGCAGGGCGCCGGCUGCAAGUGCGAGCGCACGCACAAGGGCGAGCGCUUCGUCAACGGCAGGGACGCGCCGCAGCUCGGCUGCCUCGUCGACGUCAAGCACCAGGGCAAGUGCGUGCAGCAGCGCCUCACGGUCUGCGAGGGCGCCGUCAAGUCCAAGCUGCCGCUCUUCGAUAAGAAAUAG
Parnassius apollo (apollo) is the source of this 2187-nucleotide messenger RNA. The record is from the annotation of a GenBank genome assembly. NCBI's taxonomy places the organism in Eukaryota, Metazoa, Arthropoda, Insecta, Lepidoptera, Papilionidae.